This is a messenger RNA of Branchiostoma floridae (Florida lancelet), 872 nucleotides long. Its product is annotated as ADP-ribosylation factor-like protein 6. Gene Ontology annotation, biological process: cilium assembly; protein localization to cilium; intracellular protein transport. Gene Ontology annotation, cellular component: axoneme; cytoplasm. The coding region runs from base 122 to 682 and encodes 186 amino acids. The record is from RefSeq and is a predicted model, not a curated record. NCBI's taxonomy places the organism in Eukaryota, Metazoa, Chordata, Leptocardii, Amphioxiformes, Branchiostomatidae. Gene Ontology annotation, molecular function: GTPase activity; GTP binding. The transcript has 8 exons.
GUCUGUUCCACAAAUCACAUUCCAAGAAGCAGAGAGAAGUGACAGACUCUCUUCCUCCUGUGUCCGUCGGUUUGUGUCUGUUUUCUUCGCUAGAAACGCCUCCUUGUGACGUCUUGAGGCGAUGGGGUUCUUCGAUACCCUGGCGAGAUGGCUGGGGAUGAAGAAGAAGGAAGUGAACGUUAUCUGUGUGGGGCUAGACAACAGCGGCAAGACGACCAUCAUCAACCAGCUCAAACCUCAGAACGCCCAGCAGAGUGACAUAGUUCCCACCAUCGGUUUUACAGUGGAGAAAUUUGCAUCAGCAAGCUUAUCCUUUACAGUGUUUGACAUGUCAGGCCAGGGCAGAUACAGAAAUCUGUGGGAACACUAUUACAAGGAUGCCCAGGCCAUCAUAUUUGUGAUUGACAGCAGCGACAAGCUGAGAAUGGUGGUAGCAAAAGAUGAGCUGGAACAACUUCUCAACAACCAAGACAUCCUGAGCAAACGGAUCCCGAUCCUGUUCUACGCCAACAAGAUGGACAUGAAGGAGUCUUUAUCAGCUGUUAAGGUUUCUCAGAUGAUGGGACUUGAAACUAUAAAGGACAAGCCAUGGCACAUAUGUGCCAGUAAUGCAAUAACAGGGGAGGGCCUUCCAGAGGGAGUGGAGUGGGUCACAGAUCAAAUCCGAUCCAUGAAGAAAUAGCAGCCUCUUUAGGAGUCCAGAGGCGAGAAUGAGGGAUGAAUGUGUCAAAUUGCAAUACAUGUAAAAUACUUCAAUGUACACUAAAAUUGCACUAUGUAACAUGUUUCUUGCUGCACCAGUUUUUGUAGGUAAGACUGUGUCAACAGACUAUACUUAUUUGUAAACAGAUAAAGCUUUGCUAGGAUAUGUG